Molecule: messenger RNA, 387 nt
Organism: Octopus bimaculoides (California two-spot octopus)
Lineage: Eukaryota; Metazoa; Mollusca; Cephalopoda; Octopoda; Octopodidae
Product: piggyBac transposable element-derived protein 4-like
Source: RefSeq, a predicted model, not a curated record
AUGUCAAAGAUGAGGUAUUCAAAAAUAUCUCAGUAUUUGCAUUUAACUGAUUCUGCUAAUGCCCCCAACAAAAACGAUCCAAACUACGAUCCCCUGUACAAAGUAAGUCCUGUAAUUGAUUUACUUGUUAAUAAUUAUAAAAUUGUGUAUCUACCUGGGAAAAAUCUCAGUGUAGAUGAAGCCAUGAUAGGUUAUAAGGGUAGAGUACAUUUUCGACAGUACAUGCUUGCCAAACUUACUAAAUGGGGGAUCAAGGUAUGGGAAGUUUGUGAAUCAGCGACUGGAUAUUGUGUAAACUUCGAUGUUUACACAGGUAGAAAAUAUAAUGGAAACAGACCAUAUGAUGUUGUAUGGUCUCUUACUGAACCAUUUCACCAUCAGCACUGA